AGGACUCAUCGUUUGCCUGACAAACUAGAGUUCGUUCCGCCAAACACAUCCUUAAUAAACUUGUGUACUUCAAACCAGAACCAGACAGAAAGUGCAACCUUAAUUAGGGUUUAUCAAAGUUGUCUCAUACUGAAAAGAGACAUGGCUACAGAUUACAUAAUCAACCCAGACAAAAUCCAAACAUUCUUCACACAAAUCGAGGAACACAAAAACCUAUUAACCUCAAUCACUGAUUUCCACAAAACCUUAGCAACCCACUUUACUUCUCUGUCUGAAACCCUAGCUCAAAAGUCCCAAAAUCUUGAUGCCCAAAUCGAAUCAUUCCAUACCCAGUCCAAGAAAUCACUUGAGUUGUUGGAAAAUCGUGAGAAUUCGAUACCCGAAAGAGAGGCGAGUUUGGUUGCUCGAAUAAAUGAGCAGAAGGGUGUUUCGAUUUCGGACAUUGAGAGUGACAAUGUAGGUAGGAAUUUAGGUGAGUUAUUGAGAAUGUACUUUAGGAGGAUGGAUGGGAGUGGGUUGGUUAAGUUUUUGUUGGCGAAAAGGAAGGAGUCGGUUGUGUUGAGGACGGAGCUUGGGAGUGCGGUGGAGGAGGCGGUGGAUGUGUUUGCUUUGGUUCUUGAUGUUGUGGAGGAGUUUGUGGGGUUGAAAAGUGAAGGGGGAGUUGGAAUGGCGGAUAGGAGGUGGGCGUGUGGGUUGUUGGUUCAGGUUGUGGUGCCGCUUGAGGAGGGGAAAGUAGGGGAGGUUAUGGUUGGGAGUAGUUUGAAGGAACGGGCGAUGAUGGUGUUGGAGAAGUGGAAGGGGAUGUUGGGUGGGGGAGGAGAGAGUGGGGUUGGUGCGGGGGAGGCUACUAUGUUUUUGCAGAUUGUGUAUGGGUUCGGGUUGAAGGAUAGGUUUGAGGAGAAAUUUUUGAGGAGCAUGGUUUUGGAGUUUGCGGGAAGGAGGGAUAUGGCUAAGAUUGCUGCUGCAGUGGGAUUCACAGGUCAGAAAAUGAUAGAUAUAAUUGAUGAGUUGGUAAAGAGUGGAAAGGAGGUUGAAGCAGUGUAUUUUGCUACUGAGUUUGAUUUGACUGAGAAGUAUGCUCCAGUUUCACUGCUCAAAUCGCAUCUCAAGAACAUCAGGAAAAAUGCGAAUUCUAUAUCAAAGAACGGGAAGUACAGUGCAGCUGCAGUGGACGAGGCCAACAACUCAGAGAUGAUUGCAACUAAAGCUAUCAUAAAAUGUGUGGAAGAUCACAAGCUUGAAUCACAAUUUCCCACAGAUAAUCUAAAGAAGCGCAUCACACAAUUAGAGAAGGCGAAGGCUGAGAAGAAGAAGAGUGCAUCAUCUGUGAGCAAGCCUUCUAACAAGCGGGCACAUGGAGGAAGCUCCAAAGGUGGUGGUGGGGUUGGCACAUCCUCCAGACCUCCUAAAGCAGGCAGAAUAUCCACUACAUCCCCUUCUUUCCGUCAGAGGAAUCCUUCUCAGAUACAUCAGACCCCGGGGGCUACCAGAUAUGCUGCCCCGUAUAGCUAUCCAAACCCAAGUUUGUAUGAUGUUCCUGGCACUCCGUCAUAUGUAUCAGCAUAUGGUGGUCCGCGCAUCAAGAGCCCUGUUGGACUUCAACAUGCAUAUGCAGCACCAGAUGUGGGAGUAGCAGGUAUUCGGGCAGGCACAUCAUAUGCUGGACAGGGAUCAUACGGAGUACAGAGUAAUUAUGCUGCAUAUGAUUAUCCUCCUGCUUCUGCAUACCCACCUACGUAUCCACAAUAGUUUAUUGAACGGUGCCAGGAUGAAAUAUUAGAGCUAGGCUCCACUAGCAUUGGGUGUUGCUGUUUCGAUGUUUCUCAUUCCAGGAGCGUAGGUGUACUGGUUUUGUUUUUUUUUGUCAAUGCGGAAACCAAUGAUGCAAUUGCCAGGGAAGGCUUCAUUUGCAACCAUUCACAAUAUUAUUUUUUCUUUCGGAAUAUUCCUCCAACAAGUAUGAUUGUGCAGGUCUGAAGAUGUAUAAAUGACUGUAGUAUUUAGUAUUUUACCAUGUGGAGUCUGU
This is a messenger RNA of Daucus carota subsp. sativus, 2026 nucleotides long. RefSeq names its product FRIGIDA-like protein 4a. NCBI's taxonomy places the organism in Eukaryota, Viridiplantae, Streptophyta, Magnoliopsida, Apiales, Apiaceae. Bases 142 to 1749 code for a protein of 535 amino acids. The transcript is spliced from 3 exons. The record is from RefSeq and is a predicted model, not a curated record.